GGAGCAGGUGACAACUUCACAACCCACACCUAUCGAUGUGGUGGUGCACAGUGGCAUUGGAUGUUUGCACCUGUUGGCCAAUGCUGGACUCUCACCAGGGUGAGGUGGUGGGGUUCAUGGGCAGAGAAUGAGAAUGUGAGUCCCAGUUUCACU
Molecule: messenger RNA, 153 nt
Organism: Suillus paluster
Lineage: Eukaryota; Fungi; Basidiomycota; Agaricomycetes; Boletales; Suillaceae
Exons: 1
Source: RefSeq, a predicted model, not a curated record